AUGAGGUUCCACUUGAGAUCCUUCCUACUGACGUUCUUAUGUGUUCAAACAACCUAUUCUCAAACUAAUAACUCAUUAGCUAGUAGCGAUCCCAUUGAUAGUAAUUACGAAUCUAUUAGUAUUACAAGCAAUGAUAUUAUUAAUACCACAAUAACAUUAACUUCAACCAGAGAAGAUGCAAAUUUAAGCCUUUUUUCAUCUUCAUGUAUCACUCCACCCACUACAAAUGAGAUCUACUCAUCAAAAGACUGCGAUAGUGGGUCCAAUACGCCAACCUCUACUUUUACGAAUAUUUCUGCUAAUACUCCAAUAAUUAUUUCAACUAGUAAUCUAUUAAUAACUUCGAGUAUAUCUAGAAGAAAAUUAGAUGCUUCUUAUUUAAUACAGUCUGGAGAUAUUAAUCUGGGAAGAAGAACAGAUCCAUUCCCUCAUAUCUUCGAUGAGAUAAAUACAUUUAGCGAUGUGACAAAUAAUGUUAGUGAACCCUUAGAUGACAAUCAAAAUAUCGAGAGUUUACCACAUCUUAAACCGGAUGAUACUCAAUUAUUAGAUUCUGAUAAGGAGUCAUCCCCAAGCAAUCAUUCGGCCAAUACUUUUCUUUCAUUUGAUGAAUGGAAAAAGGCAAAAGUUGACCAAGAUUUAGUACUAAAAGAGGCUAAACUUUUACGAACAAGAGAACCAGGGAGCCUAGCAAGUACUUCUAAUGAUGGCAAAAAUUAUGGUAUUGGAGAAGAAGCUGAAAUAGACUUAGGCUUUUUAACUUCAAAUAAGCUGUUGGAUGAUACAGAUGAAAAAAAUACUGAAGACUCUGAAGAACUUGAAGGUAAAAUAUAUAAAGAUAAAUUUAACUUUGCUUCUUUUGACUGUGCUGCUACUAUUGUGAAGACAAAUUCUGAAGCUUCUGGUGCAACUUCUAUUUUAUUUGAAAAUAAAGAUACUUAUCUUUUAAACCCAUGCUCAGCAAAUAACAAAUUUGUUGUUAUUGAAUUAUGCCAAGAUAUUUUAGUUGAAGAAAUUGUCCUGGGAAAUUUUGAAUUUUUCUCUUCAACUUUUCAUAAUAUUAGAUUUCUAGUAUCAGAUACAUUCCCACCAAAAAGUGGUAAAAAUGGUUGGAUUGUUUUAGGGGAAUUUGAAGCUGAAAAUUCAAGAAAUUUACAGAAGUUUACUAUAGAUAAACCACAAAUUUGGGCAAGGUUUUUAAAAAUUGAAAUUUUAAGCCAUUAUGAUAAUGAAUUUUACUGUCCGAUUUCCUUAGUUCGUACUCAUGGUAAAACAAUGAUGGAUGAAUUAAAAAUGAGUAAUAAUCAAAACCAAAUUAACAAGGAACAGGGAGACAGUAAACGUUUGGAAGAAACUGUGAAUGCUGAACUUAGCGUUAAGGAAAAUAAUAUGCACAUUGAUGAUGGCACCAUAAAUUAUUAUGGAAAGCAAAAUGGAUGUGGAUCUAAUAAAAAUGUCUUUGCCGUUCCAAAAAUAUCUAACGACUCGAAUUCAAACUCAAAUAUUUCAUCAUGCCAAAAACAACAGUUUCUUCGAUUCGAAACAUUUUUGAAUACAUAUAAUAUUGAUAAUAAGUUUUGUGACCAAACUUGUGAAAGAAAUAUAACAUCAACUUCCACAGUUGCUACUACAGCUUUAACUGAAGAAUCUGUUUUUCAGAAUAUUAUUAAAAGGUUGAAUAUUUUAGAGAAGAAUUCCACCUUAUCAGCAUUAUACAUUGAAGAACAGAGUCAAUUACUAUUCAAAGCAUUUGAGCAACUUGAAAAAUCCUAUACUUCAAAACUUGGUAGUACAAUAGAAAGCUUUAAUAAAACAUUGUUAAAAGAUUUAAAUUCAUUGAAAGUAUUUGCUACAGAUUUAAAAGAUCUUUCAGUUAGAUUACUGGAAGAACAGAAAUUAGCCAAUUUACAAUCUCUAACGGAGAACCAUGUUCGUUUAGAGUCCUUGGAAAAUGACUUAAGUUCGAUAAAAAGAAUUACAUAUAUCUUAAUGCUAGUGCUUUUAGCAUUAGUUUCCUAUAUUUUAUUAAGCAAAGACACGGCCUGGGAUGAGGCAACUAAUGAUGAUGAGUGGUUACAUUCUAAUUUUACUAGCGGCCCUAAAAUUUUAAAGAAAAGUAAAUCUAAACAACUAUUUACAGUUCAUAGUUUUCCAACUGAUUUUGCGGAGCUUACUUCAUUAACAUCAUCUAAUUAUGAGAAAAGUAUACCAGACAACAGUUCAUUACCAGAAUUUCACCCUAAUAAAUCACCAAAACCUUGGUCAUUAAAUAAUUUAUCAGAUACUGAUAUGGACGAAAUGAGCGGGUUUAGCUCAGGCGUUGAUUUUCAAAAAGGUAAACUUGCUGAGUAA
This is a messenger RNA of Henningerozyma blattae CBS 6284, 2352 nucleotides long. RefSeq names its product Slp1p (gene SLP1). The transcript has a single exon. Gene Ontology annotation, cellular component: cytoplasm; membrane. The record is from RefSeq and is a predicted model, not a curated record. Gene Ontology annotation, biological process: protein folding in endoplasmic reticulum. Bases 1 to 2352 code for a protein of 783 amino acids. NCBI's taxonomy places the organism in Eukaryota, Fungi, Ascomycota, Saccharomycetes, Saccharomycetales, Saccharomycetaceae.